Meyerozyma guilliermondii ATCC 6260 is the source of this 750-nucleotide messenger RNA. Its product is annotated as N-terminal protein methyltransferase. The coding region runs from base 1 to 750 and encodes 249 amino acids. The record is from RefSeq and is a predicted model, not a curated record. Gene Ontology annotation, biological process: N-terminal protein amino acid methylation. The transcript has a single exon. Gene Ontology annotation, cellular component: cytoplasm. NCBI's taxonomy places the organism in Eukaryota, Fungi, Ascomycota, Pichiomycetes, Serinales, Debaryomycetaceae. Gene Ontology annotation, molecular function: N-terminal protein N-methyltransferase activity.
AUGCCACUCAAGCCAUUCGAGACUCUAGCUCAGGAGGAGGAUAACUCCGGCUCUGAAACAGUAGCCGAUACUCGUAUCAACUACGACGAUGCCAUACAAUACUGGAGCUCUGUUCCUGCCUCGGUGAAUGGGGUUUUGGGCGGUUUUGGUGAACAGACCCCGGUGCCAAAGGCUGAUAUAAUUGGGUCUUCGACGUUUUUAAGAAAGCUUCUGAGCCGAAUGCCAUGUCCAGAGGGCCAGCAGAAGUUGACUAUAGACAUGGGAGCGGGAAUUGGACGCAUAACGCGUGAUUUACUCUGGAAAGUCAGCGACAAAUGUGAUCUUCUCGAACCAGUAAAACCGUUUGUGGAACAAAUGCGCCUAGAAUUGGUACCCGUUGCACAGAAAGGCAAGUUGGGAGAUAUAUAUGACAUUGGUAUGCAAGAGUGGACUUGUGACGAAGGAAAAAAGGGAAAAUAUUGGCUCGUAUGGUGUCAGUGGUGUGUCGGACAGCUUCCUGAUAAAGAACUUGUUGAGUUCUGGCGCCGGUGCGGUGAAGCAUUGAUGGAAAAUGGUACUAUGAUUGUCAAAGAAAAUAUUGCCCCAGUCGAUGACAUAUUUGAUGAGACUGACUCAUCGGUUACUCGUACUGAUAAAAAAUUCAGAGAAUUAUUCAUUGCUGCUGGGUUCAAGCUUAUUGGCAGCGAUGUACAAAAGGGCUUACCAAGGGAAUUGUACCCUGUAAGAAUGUACUGUUUGAAACUAGCCUAA